Molecule: messenger RNA, 1992 nt
Organism: Pterocles gutturalis (yellow-throated sandgrouse)
Lineage: Eukaryota; Metazoa; Chordata; Aves; Pterocliformes; Pteroclidae
Product: probable phospholipid-transporting ATPase IH
Exons: 15
Biological process (GO): phospholipid translocation
Cellular component (GO): plasma membrane; recycling endosome; trans-Golgi network
Molecular function (GO): magnesium ion binding; ATPase-coupled intramembrane lipid carrier activity; ATP hydrolysis activity
Source: RefSeq, a predicted model, not a curated record
UUUCUUCGUGCUUUUACAGACUUCCUUGCAUUCAUGGUUCUUUUCAACUACAUUAUUCCUGUAUCCAUGUAUGUCACUGUGGAAAUGCAGAAAUUUCUUGGUUCUUAUUUCCUUACAUGGGAUGAGGAAAUGUUUGAUGAGGACACAGGUGAAGGACCACUGGUGAAUACUUCUGAUCUCAAUGAAGAGUUAGGACAGAUUGAGUAUGUCUUCACAGAUAAAACAGGAACAUUAACUGAGAACAACAUGGAGUUCGUAGAGUGUUGCAUUGAAGGGCACGUUUAUGUACCACAUGUUAUUUGCAAUGGCCAAAUUCUCCAUGAUUGUACAGGCAUUGAUAUGAUCGAUUCUUCUCCAGGAGGAAGUGGAAAGGAGAGAGAGGAACUAUUUUUCCGAGCUCUUUGUCUUUGCCAUACUGUUCAGGUAAAAGAUGAUGACAGCGUGGAUGGCUUGAAGAAAAACCAGCUCUCAAGAAGAUCUUGUAUAUAUAUUUCCUCAUCACCUGAUGAAGUUGCUUUAGUUGAGGGAAUACAGAGACUUGGUUACACAUAUCUAAGGCUGAAGGACAAUUUUAUGGAGAUCUUAAAUCGGGAAAAUAACCUAGAGAAGUUUGAAUUAUUAGAGGUUUUGAGUUUUGAUUCUGUGAGACGGCGAAUGAGUGUGAUUGUUAAAUCUUCAACAGGUGAUAUAUUUCUGUUUUGUAAGGGAGCAGAUUCUUCCAUAUUUCCUAGAGUUAAAGAAGGCAAAAUUGACCAAGUACGAUCCAGAGUUGAACGCAAUGCAGUGGAGGGACUGCGAACGUUGUGUGUUGCAUAUAAAAAGCUCACAGCAGAAGAAUAUAGCAAGGCACAGAAGCUGCUUCAGAAUGCAAAGUUGGCCCUUCAGGACAGGGAAAAGAAAUUGGCAGAAGUAUAUGAGAAGAUAGAAAGAGAUUUCAUUUUACUUGGUGCUACAGCUGUUGAAGAUCGGCUACAAGAAAAAGCUGCUGACACUAUUGAAGCACUCCAGAAAGCUGGAAUUAAAGUUUGGGUUCUAACGGGGGACAAAAUGGAGACUGCUGCAGCUACUUGCUAUGCUUGCAAACUCUUCCGGAGAAAUACACAAAUACUUGAGCUAACCACAAAGAAAAUUGAGGAACAGAGUUUACAUGAUGUGCUUUUUGACCUAAGCAAAACCGUCCUAAGACACAAUGGCAGCUUAACCAGGGAUACUUUCUCAGGACUUUCAACUGAUAUGCAAGAUUAUGGUUUAAUUAUUGAUGGAGCAGCAUUAUCAUUAAUAAUGAAACCAAGACAAGAUGGGAGCUCUGGUAACUACAGAGAGCUCUUUCUUGAAAUUUGCAGGAACUGCAGUGCAGUGUUGUGCUGUCGAAUGGCACCUCUGCAAAAAGCACAGAUUGUAAAAUUGAUUAAGUUAUCAAAGGAGCAUCCUAUCACAUUAGCAAUUGGUGAUGGAGCAAAUGAUGUCAGUAUGAUUCUAGAAGCACAUGUUGGUAUAGGAAUCAUUGGCAAAGAAGGUCGUCAAGCAGCAAGAAACAGUGACUAUGCAAUACCUAAAUUUAAACAUUUGAAAAAAAUGUUGCUUGUUCAUGGGCAUUUUUAUUAUGUUAGGAUAUCUGAACUUGUGCAAUACUUCUUUUAUAAGAAUGUCUGCUUCAUUUUUCCUCAGUUUUUGUAUCAGUUCUUCUGUGGGUUUUCACAACAGACUUUAUACGAUACUGCGUAUCUAACACUGUACAAUAUCAGCUUCACUUCCCUUCCUAUCCUCUUGUUCGGUCUAAUGGAACAACACGUCAGUGCAGACACACUGAAGAGAGAGCCUUCCUUAUACAGAGAUGUUGCCAAGAAUGCUUUGCUGCGCUGGCGUGCGUUUAUUUAUUGGACAUUCCUAGGAGUGUUUGAUGCUGUGGUAUUUUUCUUUGGUGCCUAUUUCUUGUUUGACAACACAAUAGUGACCAGCAAUGGACAGCUAAUGACAACCAGCACUCACAUG